Messenger RNA from Coccinella septempunctata (seven-spotted ladybird), 1367 nucleotides. RefSeq names its product arrestin domain-containing protein 3-like. NCBI's taxonomy places the organism in Eukaryota, Metazoa, Arthropoda, Insecta, Coleoptera, Coccinellidae. Gene Ontology annotation, cellular component: cytoplasm. The record is from RefSeq and is a predicted model, not a curated record. The transcript has 9 exons. Bases 191 to 1303 code for a protein of 370 amino acids. Gene Ontology annotation, biological process: protein transport.
CCUCAGUCGUAACUGAACAGGGUACCGAACUACCGUAGGACCUAUAGUGAAUUUGCUCAUCGUUUUUAAGUGUCUUCAAUUUUCCACCCCGAUCUUUUGUACUUCGACGUUUUUCAACCUCGUAGUCAGUUAGCUUCUACACCUACCCCUAAGAGAGUUCAUAUUUCCCCGGUAUAUAUGGAAUGCGCCUAUGGUGAUGGAUUAUAUAAGGGAGUUUGAUAUAAAACUAGAUAAGGAGUAUUAUUAUCCUGGGGAACAGGUUAAUGGAACUGUUAUUUUGGACACAAUCGAAAAUUUCAAGCUGAGAACAAUAAGGAUAUUACUUAGAGGAAAAGCGCAUGCAGAAUGGAAAGUUCUAUUAUCAGGAGACAGAAGAACUGUGAAAGAUGACCAAUACUUCAUCGACGAACGUCAGGUCAUAUGGGGCGAGAAGAACCUGGAAACCACGAUACCAAUUCUACCAAGAGGCCUACACAAAUUCCCUUUCAAAUUCUCUCUUCCCGAAUCUAGUCUACCUUGUUCUUUUGAGAGCAAACCCACGUGCAUAAGGUACUACUUCAAGGUCACCAUAGACAUCCCCUACGCCAGUCCACCGCAAGGGAUGAAGUACUUCACGGUGAUUGGACCACAUAUCGACUGUAUGGAGGAGCAAUACCUUAAACCUGUAGUCCUGGAAGACAGAAAAAGUACCUGUUGUUGGUGUUGUAAAAAGGGCACCCUUAUGCUGAGGGGUGUUCUAGAAAGAUCGGCCUAUGUGUGCAAGGAAAGCAUCAAGUUGAAAGCAACGAUAGACAACCAAUCGGAGAACGAGGUGAGACUGGUAGUAAGACUGGAACAGUGCUGUGAAUUUUUCAUAGACAGGGGUGUUCUUGGUGUCAGUAAGGAUUCCAAAUACCUCGUCUUUGAAUACAGAGGGAGUAAUGUGAAACCCCACACAAGAAGCAAAUGGGAUAGUGCCAAUAGCUUAGUUUUACCGCCUAUGCCAACAACCCUUGUCGGAAUAUGUCGACUGGUACAAAUAUACUAUAUUUUAACUGUCAGCCUAUCUAGUGACAAAGAGCCAGAUCUUGUUCAAAUACAGUUUCCGAUAACGAUUGGAACAGUGCCCUUCAGAAUUCCAAACAGCAACCAAACACCGACAAUAAAAUAUGAACAUGCUUGCUCUCAUGUGGAAGGAGGUAGAUACAUUGGUCCAGAAUUUCUCUUGGGACAAGUUUACGAUGGGAACGAACACCAUUUAAGGGAACCUGUAGUCUUAUACAAACCUCUCUACGUAACAGUAGACAAAAAUUCAGAAAAUUAAGGAACAUGGCAAUAAUAAGCAGGGUUUUAAUUUUUUCAGAUCAAUUCGUGAAGACUGAAUAUAG